This is a messenger RNA of Spirometra erinaceieuropaei, 882 nucleotides long. The record is from the annotation of a GenBank genome assembly. Lineage: Eukaryota; Metazoa; Platyhelminthes; Cestoda; Diphyllobothriidea; Diphyllobothriidae.
AUGACUAACACCGAGGCGCUUAUGACCUGGGCGAGAGAACGUUUUCUGCGCACAAAACAGAAACUGAAACGAACCAUGAUUUCGUCCGCGGACUGGCCACCGCCAAAUCUUAUCUACUCCUCCAGCGUCACGGGUCAUUUGAGGACCAUAGAUGUCCAACAUGAAAAAAUUAAAAAACCAUCGCACGCUGAGACUGGUCUCAGUUCUACUGGUGUUGAGCACCAAUCUGGGCGCGCUAGAGGUCAUUCCUCUAGGGUUUUCCUCGACGAAACUUCAACAGGCCGUUUUGUCAGUGCAAAUGUGGAGAAAGAUAGAGAGUUCCACGAAGACAGUGGACUGCAAGGGCAGCAGCAGCCGAAAGCGAGGAAGAAGAGUGUGGAUGAGAUGAAGGACGAGGAAGACGACGAGGAGGAUUGCUCACGUCGCUGGCUGGGUUCCUGCUGCUGGAGGGAGAGAUCGGAGCGGCGACAAUCCCAUCGACUAUCCAGUAUGCUCUCAGGGACCUACAAAAUACAGCGCAAUCACCAUUCUGCCCGAACCCCACACACCUCCACUCAAUUGAGGCUCAAGACAGGACCCGAUGGCAGUCUCAUAUGUGAGGACAACGUGGACAUCAAUAUGCUGAUUGCAGGUUUUCGAGAGUUUGAGAAGCACUUCCAGUACGGUGCUCUCAUGCCCUUCGUGAACGUUCUACCAACACAGCUAGGCCCGACGGCGGAGGAGUGUUCAUUGCAAGAAGCCACUGAGGAUACGGAAGUCAGUGAGAGCUCGGUACAGGAACUCGAGGGACCGAAGUCCCUGUGUCGGACAAGACGAACUCCUUCGAAGGAUAAGAGAGUGAGCUUUGCAGGUCUCCGGAGCAUAGAAGUGGACUACGUCUAG